AUGCGCACACGCAGCCGCCGCCGCCAAGACCGCUCGCCGGCGGCCGUGCCGCUGGACAACGACGACCUGCUUUCCGAGAUCCCGCUCCGCCUUACCCCGCAGCCCUCCUCACUCCGCGCGCAUUCCUCGUCUGCAAGCGUUGGCGCCAACUCUUAUCCGACCCCUGAUACCGCCGCCGCUUCCGCCUCCGCCACCGCCGCAACCCUCCUCUCCUUGCCUUUGCAUAUCCUGGUGUGGGACCCCGUCACCGGCGACCUGCACUGCAUUGCCGUCCUCCCGGAUUUCGUGAGGACACACGGGAUGGUGCUUCGCAUUGCCGAAGAGGCUCAACACUUCCAGGUGGAUAAGGACGACGAGCAACACACACGAGCGCUCGUCUGUGUUUACUCCUCAAAGACCGGCUUAUGGGGAGAUCUUAUCUCAACACUGCUUCCAUACCACGCUCAUAGGAGCAGUUAUUCCACCUUGCUUUAUGAGCCUGACGCUGUGCUGGCUGGAGAUUCCCUUUAUUGGAUGCUUUCUGGGAAUGUUGAUGGAAUUCUUGAGUUUGAUUUGGAGAAGCAGAGCCUAGCUGUGAUAUGA
Messenger RNA from Aegilops tauschii subsp. strangulata, 582 nucleotides. The record is from RefSeq and is a predicted model, not a curated record. Lineage: Eukaryota; Viridiplantae; Streptophyta; Magnoliopsida; Poales; Poaceae.